Coregonus clupeaformis (lake whitefish) is the source of this 2313-nucleotide messenger RNA. RefSeq names its product succinate-semialdehyde dehydrogenase, mitochondrial. Bases 661 to 2202 code for a protein of 513 amino acids. The record is from RefSeq and is a predicted model, not a curated record. Gene Ontology annotation, molecular function: succinate-semialdehyde dehydrogenase (NAD+) activity. Gene Ontology annotation, biological process: GABA catabolic process. The transcript has 10 exons. NCBI's taxonomy places the organism in Eukaryota, Metazoa, Chordata, Actinopteri, Salmoniformes, Salmonidae.
UGAUGCAAGGUGAUUUAUAGAUCAUUAGUCGGCAGUCUGCUGCAAUGUCGAACAAGCCCAUUGAGUAGUUGACGCAAUGUGAUUUGUAGAUUGACUAAUCUCGCGUCUUUUAUAACGUCGGUUUGAGACUAUAAAGACUGAACUAAUGAUGUAGACAUCCCCACAGUUAGCCUACAUUUCAGGGAAGCUGGUUAUAGUUUGCGGGCUCUUAUUGGACGCAAGAGAAGAUAUCCAAGCUUGUGGAUUGGCCAGCUAACCACAUCAAUGGCGAUGGGAAAGACAGACGAUGUAACAAGCUAUUUAUCGAUACAUUAGCUUAUUUCAUAACUAUAACUAGCCUAGUAUCUUAGAUACUGUCUUUGCUUGUUGCAUUUGCAGGGAAUACAUGUAGCUACACAUUUUGCUGCUUUUGAUAAUGACAUGUGUUACAAUGUAUCUAUUUUGAGCGAAGGAACACACAAAUUAUGGUUUAGUCAGUAAUGUAUUGUGUGUGCAUGAUCACGUGUUUAACGCAACCGCCUUCAAGACUGGUUCAAACUCGUAUCUAUUCACCGACGACAACCGUAUUAAAAUUCACCACUGUCACUGCACCAGUUUUGCGUGGACAGAGCGAAACAGAAUCUACUUGAAACCUCUUGUGGACAAAGCUAUUCUUGUGGUAUGGGUAGUUUCUGUCUCCUAAGAAGUCGGGGUGUUCUCCGCCAGGUUUUGCCCGGCCUACCGUCUGUCAUGCAUCGGCAAUACAGCCUCGACAUUUCGGCUCAGCUUCUCCGAACGCAGGGCUAUGUGAACGGGCAGUGGAUCAAUGCUCCCUCUACCUUCCCAGUGCUGGACCCAGCGACGGGGGAAGAGAUUGCAAAAGUCGCAGACUGCGGUCCAGCAGAAGCUAAACUAGCUGUCGACGCAGCAUACAAGGCAUUCUACUCCUGGAAGCAACACACAGCGAAGGAAAGAAGUGUCCUUCUACGGAAAUGGUACGAUCUGUUGACUUUGAACAAGGAGGACCUUGCUAAACUGAUCACCUUUGAGUGUGGCAAGCCCAUGAAGGAGUCCCUGGGGGAGAUUGCUUACGCUGCUGGCUUCCUGGAGUGGUUCUCUGAGGAGGCGCGCCGUGUCUACGGUGAUGUUGUGCCCUCGGCUGCCAAGGACCGUAAGAUCAUUCUGCUCAAACAGCCUGUGGGAGUGGCCUCCAUCAUCACUCCGUGGAACUUCCCCAGUGCUAUGAUCACCAGGAAAGUGGGUGCUGCCCUGGCCGCGGGCUGCACCGUCGUGGUGAAACCUGCCGAGGACACACCCCUCUCUGCCCUGGCGCUUGCUGAGCUGGCGAGUCAGGCCGGGAUCCCUGCUGGGGUGUUUAACGUGGUGCCCUGCUCCAGAGAGAAGACCCCCUCUGUUGGGACGGUCCUCUGCACAGACCCCCUGGUGGGGAAGGUCUCCUUCACUGGAUCCACUGCCACUGGCAAGAUUCUCUUAAAGCACGCUGCCGACACUGUCAAGAGGGUUUCAAUGGAGCUGGGUGGCCAUGCCCCCUUCAUUGUGUUUGACAGUGCGGAUGUGGACAAGGCUGUGGCGGGAGCCAUGAACUCCAAGUUCAGGAACUCAGGACAGACAUGUGUCUGCUCCAACCGCUUCCUGGUCCAGAGUAGGAUCCACGAUCGCUUCAUAGAGAAGUUGGGGAAAGCCAUGGACACAGAGCUCCGUCUGGGCCACGGCUCUGACCCAAACACCACCCAGGGACCCCUCAUCAAUGUCCGUGCCUCUGAGAAGGUGGAGCACCAGGUAAUGGAUGCAGUAUCGCGGGGGGCCAAGGUGCUAAGGGGGGGGAAGCGUCUGGAUGGCUCGUUCCAUCAGCCCACUCUGCUGGCUGAUGUCACCACAGACAUGCUGUGUACCAGAGAGGAAACCUUCGGUCCUCUCCUCCCCGUCAUUAGGUUUAACACAGAGGAGGAAGCACUUGCCAUUGCCAAUGCAUCUCAUGUGGGUUUAGCAGGGUACUUCUUCUCCCAGGACGUCAGUCAGAUCUGGCGGGUGGCGGAGAAUCUGGAGGUAGGCAUGGUGGGGGUGAACGAAGGUCUCCUCUCCACCCCAGAGGCCUCCUUCGGCGGCGUCAAACAGUCGGGCCUGGGCCGUGAGGGCUCCAAGUACGGCAUUGAGGAGUACCUGGACGUCAAGUACAUGUGCUUUGGGGGGCUAACCCCCUGAGGGACCACUACAACUCCCCCAACUCCUGGACUCCCAAGAUGGAAGCAGUGAUUUGGGGAGAAGGGAUGAGGAUUCUUAGAGGCUCUAGUAACAGUUACUACUCAUAUUUCA